This is a messenger RNA of Pelagomonas calceolata, 2451 nucleotides long. The record is from the annotation of a GenBank genome assembly. Lineage: Eukaryota; Pelagophyceae; Pelagomonadales; Pelagomonadaceae.
CUGAGAUGAAAACACGCACGUCGUGAGCCUUACGCGCAGCGCAGACGGACAGCCGCAAUCUCGCGCACGCCACAUCUAUUUCCUCGUCAUAUUUGGCCAGCCUGUCCGCGGUGCGACAGCCAUCUGUACUGCAAAACCGACUCACUCUCGAGGAGCAUGGAGCCUCUCCCAACAACCUUAGACGCACUCCUGGCCCACGACGGAAAAGACGUCGGAACCGCGCUGCCCACGGAGGUGUGGGCGUCCACGUCGCAAGGCACGCUGCGCUGCUGGUCCGAAGGCGCGAAGCUGCGCCUCGAAAAGGCGACCGACGCGACCGCAGCGCCGGCCGACGCCGUCCUCAUCGCAUUCAAGUCCGCCGAGGCCGAGCGCGAGAUGAUCGAUGGCCCGAAAGCACUCGUGGCCGCCGUGGCGGCGGGCAGAAUCUCCGUCCGCGGCGACGUCGUGGCCCUGCGGCCGGCCGCCGAGCGCAUCGUCGCGGCGCUGCAGCGGGGCGCGCCCAUCGCCGUCGACGCGCCGGAAAAGCGCACGGAUGGUGUUUUGGUGUACGCCGUGCGCGACGGCGACCGGAGAGCCGCUCGGCGCUACCGAGAGUUCCGCGCGCUGCGCAAGCGGCUCGUCGCGACGGAGAACGGCCACGCGAAGGACGUCCUCAAGAUCCCCUUCCCCGUCAAGGGCCCCGUGCUCCGGCCGGAGCGGCGCCGGCGAGCGCUCGACGCGUGGCUCCGCCGAGUCGCGGCGUUGCCUCUAUCCGAGGAUGGGGAAGACGCGGUGCGCGCCUUCGCGGGCGACGACGACGCCGAGGCGCUGGACGCGCGGCUGGCAGCUUUAGAGAAGCGGGCGUUGGAGCCGGAGCUCGCCGCGGCGCGGUGCCUCGGCGCCGCGGUCAUGUUGUUCUCGCGGGCCUUCGCUUUCUGCUCCUUCGUGGGCGUUUGUUUGCUCGUCGCCUGGCUGGCGCUGCGCGGCUCGGUCGUAUCCGCGGCGGCCACGGCGCUCGCGUGCGGCCUCGCCUACGACUACGUGGGCCUCUACAAGUACUGCUACCGGCUGCCCGCGGCGUUGAGUUGUCUGUUUUGCUGGAAGCUGGCGCGCUCCUUCGAGGCGGCCCGAGGGAAGGAGGGCGACUUCCUGGACCCGUUCUCGCGCUCCAUGCUCGCGUCGACAGAGCGGCGCUUGGCGGAGCGCAUAUCCGUGCGCCUCAUCGGCGACGUCGUCGUGCGCCUGGCGCGGCUCGACAAGGGCCUGCUGGUGAAGGUCGGCCAAGUGCUCGCGUCGGGCAAAGGGGCGCUCGCGGACGAGCUCGUCGAGCCCCUGGCGUCUCUGUGCGACGACGUAGGCGCGAUGCCCCUCACCAGCGCGAGGCGCAAGGCCCGGAAGGCCCCGAAGGCCGUCCGUGGUGCCUUACUGGCGAGCGACCUGGCCCGUCCGGUCGCGUCGGCGUCCAUCGCGCAAGUCCACCGCGUGGGAAACGUGGCCGUCAAGAUGCAGAAAAACGGCGUGAGGCACGCGUUCUGGGUCGACAAGCUCUGCCUCAAGUUCAUCGCGCGGCUCGUCCAACGGUUGGAGCCGGCGGCGCCGGAUUUAUGCGACGUCAUCGAGAGCCAGUACGUCAAUUUCUGUCGAGAGAUGCAGUUCGACGAGGAGGCUUCCGCGUUGAAGGAUGCGCGGUCCGUGCUCGCGCACCGGGGCCACGCCGUCGUCGUCCCGGAGCCGCUGCACGAGGAAGGCCUGAGGGAGGGCAUCCUGUGCAUGCGCUGGGUCGCGGGCGAGAAGAUCUCGGUCGUAAGUCCGCUGCUGACGAAGCGGCCCCGAGUCUUCCGCGACUGCGUUACGGCGCUGGUCGACGCGCACGCGUGCCUGCUGUUCCACGGCGGCCUCGUGCACAUGGACCCGCACCCGGGCAACGUGCUCAUCGACGUCCGCGCCGACGCGGCCGUGCCCGUGUUGUUGGACUGGGGCAUGCAUCAACGCCUCGAGGACUCGCAACGGUUGGGUAUCGCCCGCGUCGUCGACGCCGUCGCGCGCGGCGCGGGCGACGAGCUGCCGGCGCUGUACGCGUCGCUGGGCGUCAAGCUCUCGGAGCACGUGCCGGCGUCGAUGAUCUUGCAUUUCUGGAAAUUCGUGCUGAGGCCGGCGACGACGGACCUCGGCAGGGACGUGGGCGCGAUCGAGAGCUUUCUCGAGGGCCACGGCGACCGCGUCAAAGAGUUACAGGAAGCUCUCGAAAAGGCCGGCGGCAACCAGGGGCCGAUUGCUACUGGCCUCGGCCCGUUGUUGGGAACGGUCCGUUCGUUGGACUUGUUGCACGGCUUCGUCCUCGCGCUGCCGGUAUCGGUCGACUUCCUCGGCAUCUACGCGCGGCGGGCGCGCGAGGCCAUAGAGGAGGCGCGUGUCGUCAACGACGCGUCGUGAGGCGCUGUGUUUGUUAUGGAUAUAAGAGAUGUACUCAGG